UAAGCUAAGCAGUAAGCUAUCUUCUUCCUCAACAUACUGUGAGAUACCCACACAGAUAGAGUUGCAUAACUUGAUUUUGAACUCCAACAACAGGGCAUUCAUGGCUUCAGUUAGCAUGGCAGCUUCUUUCCUCGGUGGCGCCGCCACUCUUUCUCCUGCAGCUGCUUCUCAAAGGAGGCUUGUCAUCACCAACAGUGUUAAACCCAACACAGUGAAGCUCAGCUCUGAGACCAAUCAAGAGAGCAGCAACAAUGGAAGGAGAGAGAUGAUGUUUGCUGUCGCAGCUGCUGCCAUUUCUUCUGUUGCCGGAGUUGCAAUGGCCGAUGAGCCCAAACGUGGUACCCCAGAAGCUAAGAAGAGCUACGGUCCUGUUUGCGUUGCCAACCCAACUGCUAGGAUCUGUAAUUACUGAUAAUCAUGCACUUUCUUAUCACUCUUCUGCAUUUCAAUUUCAAUUUCAAUUUCAUGAUUAUGAUUAUGAUUAUUAUGUUAUUUAAUCUUCAAUUGAGAAUUGAGAACUCUGCUUAAUUAUAUGAAUCUUAUUAAUUAAUCAAUUAAAGUUAAUUUAGUACUCCA
Messenger RNA from Spinacia oleracea (spinach), 576 nucleotides. Its product is annotated as photosystem II 5 kDa protein, chloroplastic-like. The coding region runs from base 101 to 412 and encodes 103 amino acids. Lineage: Eukaryota; Viridiplantae; Streptophyta; Magnoliopsida; Caryophyllales; Amaranthaceae. The record is from RefSeq and is a predicted model, not a curated record. The transcript has a single exon.